Messenger RNA from Polychytrium aggregatum, 1435 nucleotides. RefSeq lists its product as uncharacterized. Gene Ontology annotation, cellular component: cytoplasm. Gene Ontology annotation, biological process: NADPH regeneration. NCBI's taxonomy places the organism in Eukaryota, Fungi, Chytridiomycota, Chytridiomycetes, Polychytriales. The record is from RefSeq and is a predicted model, not a curated record. The transcript has 10 exons. Gene Ontology annotation, molecular function: nucleotide binding; oxidoreductase activity. The coding region runs from base 159 to 1388 and encodes 409 amino acids.
GGGAGCACGAGUGAGCCACACGUGACGACCCACCGGCCUGACAAAUCGAAUCGCGUCUGGCGCAUCAUCGACAUCGCCCUCAACAUCACCCUCACCGACAUCGCCGACAUCGCCGACAGUAUCGACAGCAUCGUCAGUCCCACAAAGGCACCGGAACAAUGGCAGACAAGGCGAAACUGGAUGUUCUCAUGUGCGGAACCGGGGAAUACACCACCGGCUACGUCCACGGCUCGGCCGCUGAUUCAGACAAAAAGAUCGGCGUCGUUGGCUUGGUCAUGUUCGACAUGAGACAGCGCGGGCACAUUGGUCGACUGGCAAUGGUAGGAACGACCGGCAGCAAGAACCAGGGCAUUCGCGAACACCUCAAGGCCAAGAUCGAAGCCGUCUACCGAGGCCUCGACACUUCCCUCGAGAUCUAUCCCCCCGACGAUGUCGACCGAGAUAUAGCGGCAUACAAGGCCGCCAUAGACAGUAUGGCCCCCGGCGGUGCUGUGACCAUCUUCACUCCCGACGACACCCAUUUUGAAAUCGCUGCCUAUGCUAUCCAGCACAGGCUUCAUGUGCUCAUCGCCAAGCCAGCCGUCAAGACUCUCAAGGAGCACCAGAUCCUGGCUGACCUGGCUGCCGAGCACAAUGUCCUCUGUGUCAUUGAGUUUCACAAGCGUUUCGACCCCAUCUAUUCGGAUGCCCGCGAACGAAUCAGGGCUCUGGGCGACUUUAGUUACUUUGAUGCGUACAUGAGCCAGCCCAAACACCAGCUUCAGACUUUCAAGUCGUGGGCCGGAAAGAGCUCCGACAUUAGCUACUAUCUGAACUCCCAUCACAUCGACCUGCACGUGUGGUCGCUGAAGGGCAUUGCCUAUCCAUUCAGAGUCAUGGCUAGCUCGGCCGCGGGCGUGGCUGAGUCUCAAGGCUGUGUCGCUGGCACUGAGGACACUAUCACCCUGAUCGUUCAGUGGAAGAACAUCGCCUCAGGCAGUCCCGGGACGGCCAUAUAUACCUCUUCCUGGAUUGCACCCAAGGCCGAAGUGCAUUCCCAGCAGCGCUUCUUCUACAUGGGCCACAAGGGCGAGGUCCGCAUCGAUCAAGCCCAUCGCGGAUACGAGCUCGCCACCGAUGCCGGCGGCUAUGCCUCUGUCAACCCUCUCUUCAUGCGCUACACGCCCGACGGAGCGGGCCGCUACGCUGGGCAGCUGGGAUAUGGCCACCGUAGCAUCGAGGAAUGGGCUCAAGCAUGCAUCCGGCUGAACCAGGGCACGACACAGCCGUCAGAUUAUGAUGGCGUCCUGUCAACCAUCGCCGACACCCGUGUUGUCACUGCGAUUCUCGAAGCUGGCCGCCAGAGCCUGGACAACGGCAGCUGCUGGGUGGAUCUUCCACAGUUCUAGAGGCUCGACUGGGUGGAUCUACCGCGGAUCGCGAGGCGCGAAAUAGA